This is a messenger RNA of Ctenopharyngodon idella (grass carp), 3876 nucleotides long. RefSeq names its product GTPase IMAP family member 8. The transcript is spliced from 5 exons. Gene Ontology annotation, molecular function: GTP binding. The record is from RefSeq and is a predicted model, not a curated record. Lineage: Eukaryota; Metazoa; Chordata; Actinopteri; Cypriniformes; Xenocyprididae. The coding region runs from base 478 to 3438 and encodes 986 amino acids.
UGUGAACGUUGCCCUUCUCUCUGUGAUCAAUCUCUCUGAAACAAUCACACACACUGAGAAAAGUGUAACACUGAUAACAAAGAAAAAAUUACAGUUUGAUUAGUAAAUUCAUGAUUUCUGAUUUUAAUAUUAAAGAGCAAGAAGAAAAAUCUUGCUGAGAGCUAAGCAUAACCUCAAAAGUAUAUGGCUGUAUUGUGUAUGAGGGAGUGGCAUUUUGGUAUUUCACUUUAGGGAUUGUUUUUUUACAGCAUAAACUUCGGACCCAUGGAAAAGGUUGACAUUACACAUGUUCCAAAACACACCUAACGAUGAUUCACUUGUGUUGUCCAUUUCCACUGAAACAAAACUACAAUAAUGCUCAAAUGUUUCUAAUGAAAAAAAUACAGGAAUUUGUAACAUCAAUCAUAUAUGCGAGCCAAUGCUGAUGUGUUGUGUUUUUGUAUUUUGAAUGGGAAUAAAACACCUACAUGACCUAUUAUGGCUCUAAAAGGAACUUCUCAGGAUCAAAGGAAUGUGCAACAUAUGUUUGAGCUGAGGAUCAUCCUACUUGGAGGCCGAAAUUCUGGAAAGAGCUUAGUGGGAAACGCUAUCUUAAACCAAGAAGAGUUCAUCCUCCAUGAACGGACCACUUGCCUGAAAAGAAAAGCUGAGGUACAAGGGAGAAGUGUGACGGUGGUGGAUACCCCAGGCUGGUGGUGUGACUUCUCAGCACAAGACACACCAGAGCUGGUCAGGAGGGAAAUCAGACACAGCAUCUGCCUAAGUCUACCAGGGCCUCACGUCUUUCUCCUAGUGGUGAAAACAGACUCUGUGUUCAUAGAAAAGCGGAGGAGAUCCGUAGAAAAGCAUCUUGAGCUCCUCGGAGAAAAGGUUUGGGGUCACGUUCUGGUGCUGUUCUCAAAAAGCAAAAACUUAGGAAAUAAAUCAUUUGAGGAUCAUGUUCAGGCAUCAGGUAAACCCCUCCAGUGGCUCCUGGAGAAGUGCAGUGGCAGGUUUCAUGUUUUUGAUACCCAAAAAACAUGCAAUGCCAGUCAAGUAAUGGAACUGAUGGGGAAAAUCGACAAAAUGGUUGCAGAAAAUGAAAGACAACAUUUUAAAAUGGAUGUAAAGGCUUUAAAGGAGAUAGAGGACAGGAAGAGGGAAGUGGAGCUCAAGGCUCAUCAGAGACUGAUGAAGAUACGCAAACAGAGAUCUACUCUGAAGGUGCACUCAUCUCAACACCACAACAUAAGGCUCGUCCUGCUUGGAGCAAAAGGCUCAGGGAAGAGCUCGACAGGAAACAGCAUUCUAGCAGCAGGAAGUGACCUAAGUUUUACAGCAAAGAAGCGGACCACACGGUGCAUGAACAAAACAUUCACAGUGUUGGGAAGAGAGGUCACAGUGGUGGACACACCUGGCUGGUGGAUGAACUACUUUAUCCAGGAUACUUCAGCUUUCGACAAACAAGAAAUAGCCAACAGUGUUUAUUUGUGUCCACCCGGUCCCCACGCUUUCCUUUUGGUGGUGCGGUUGGACCGGUCAUUCACAGAGAUCUACAGGAGAGCCAUUGAAGAGCACAUAGAGUUUGUUAGUAAGGGUGUCUGGAAUCACUCUAUAGUGCUGUUCACCUUUGGCGACUGGCUUAGUGACACAACCAUUGAGCAGUACAUUGAAAGCGAAGGAAAGACCCUCCAGUGGCUCGUGGAGAGAUGUGGAAACCGCUACCAUGUGCUAAACAACAAGAGCGUUGGGAAUAAGUUCCAGACAGCAGAGCUACUGGAGAAGAUAGAGGAGAUGACAGCAGGAAAUAGCAUGAGACACUUUCAAACAGAUGAGAGUCUUUUUAAAGAGAUUGAGAAAAAACGGCAAGUACAGGAAGACCGGGCAAAGCUGUGGAGUGAAAAUGUGCUGAGACGAAGAGAAAGCUUGAGAGCUUUAAAGAAUCAAGUGCAAUUGCCCUCAGCUAUAAGAGUUUUUCUCCUGGGUGGCAAGCACUCUGGCAAGACGUCAUCUGCAUGCUGCAUUUUGGGUAAUGAUGGACAAGAACCUGACAGCCAAAAACCCAUUAGAGGUACCAUUAUGUCCAACGAGACAAAGGUUGAGAUCAUUGACACACCAGGCUGGACGACUGAGUAUCCAGAUAUCGCAGAGUUCAGCAGGAAUCUUCUCCAUGACUGGGUUACUGGUUCAGCCAGCGGGAUCUGCAUCCUCCUGCUGGUUGUCAAUGCCAGUUCCUCAUUCACGCUAAAGAACCUGAAAGCAGCUCAGGACCAUCUGCGUGUUCUGGGAGGGAAAGCAUGGAGCAGCACCAUUGUGUUGUUCACAAACGGAGACUGGCUCGGUGAUGUUAGUGUGGAGCAGUACAUUGAAAGUGAAGGAGAUGCGCUUCAGACACUGGUGGAGAAAUGCGGAAAUAGAUACCAGGUUUUCAACAACAAGAUCAAAGACAAUAGCACUCAGGUCACAGAACUGAUGCAGAAGAUAGAGGAGAUGGUGUUAGAGAAGAUGCUAAAGAGUGCAGAAAAUCAGGGGAACAUUCAACGACCUCUGGUACAUGACGGAUUGAGGUUCAGAGGAAGGAUACAGAUUGGGGAAGCACAAAUGACCCUCCUUAGAAGCUCUUCAAACAUCCAUCAUGGUGACACUGACAUUCCAGGACAGCAUCAAAUGUAUGGGAUCUCUGAACAUUCGCUCCCAUCUACAUCCAGUGAUCCGAGAAUUACCAUCACUGACUCCAGCCUUUUGCAAACUGAAAAUGAAGCAAUGGCCUGCAGGAGUGUCCAAUUAUCUAGGACCUUGUUACCCAGAAACUUUCAUCGAAGACUAGUAGUGGUGCUCAACAGAUCAGAAUGGUUUCACCCAAAUGAAUCAUGGAUUGGUGUGAAUAGGACAGAUGGGCCUGAAACAGGUUCUCUUGCUGUGCUCCAUGUUUCUCCAACUGAGCAACCAAUGAAUACACAAAGAUUAUUCUGGAACGAAUCACAGGAGGAAAGAUUUUGUGGGCAGGGUCUUCCAUAUUACCACAGCAGUACACCUUACACAGCUCAAACUGCAAAAGAAAGAGCAUUUAUGGAUUUUGUCCAAUCAGAGAGCCUGCAGAACCUAAUUGACCAAUGGGGUGACAGUAACAUUGAGGAGCUGGAGACAUUCAUAGAUUCUUAUUUUGAAAUGGUGUGGCAGGAGACUCUGAAGGAGCCGAAAUGCAGCAGCAUGACAACAAUCAACUGUGAGAAUUCAGGCAUCACUGAGAACGAUCAGAGACUUCUGGCCUCAAUUGACAGUAAACUGUCAAAACUUGACAUCCUGGAGGGAGUUCAAAGAGACUUGCGGGAGCUGAAGCAAAGCAUCAGGCACUGUAGUGGAAUAUUUCAGGAACUGAAGGACAGAAGUAAAGAGACACAUGACCCCAGCAGACCUUCUGAAGCAACUGCGUCAGCAGUAAGCGAGGAAAGGGGUUGAUCAGAUGAAAAGUGAAUGGAGCUUUCCAGUACUGAAAUAACAAAAAUUUACUAAAAAUUAAACAUAUUUGUUAAAAUGGGUCAUGACUAUAACUUCACAAAUCGGAAACAGAAGUUGUGAUAGUCUUUAUAGUCAUAUAUCUGAAUGAAACAACUUCUUGAACAAGAAUAAAUUUAGGGUGGAAUUUGAUUUUUUUCAUCAGGAAUUGAUUGGAUGGUUGUGGUUUGCUAUUGGUCGAUCUCAUGUGAGCUAUAGGUUGCCCCGCCCUCACGCCAGUAAACACGUCAUCAGAGACGAGAAGAGAUGUCGCUACAGAGGAAGGGGAAGUUAUUUUGAAUAAAGAUUACAAGGGCACAUGAAUUUAAAAAACAAAUAAUGAUGUGCAUGGAUAAAUCAUUUAUAAUAAAUACUGCAAUAUUCCACAAAAAAAAAGAAGAA